UCUGGGGCAGCAAGCUCCGCAGUGCUACGUAUUAUAUAAAGGAGAUGGUAAAACUGCCGCAUUAAAAGCUGAAGCGACCUGGUCGAUUGCUUGUCGUCGCGAGCAUUUCAUCAUCGAACGACUACUGCAGACGAUCUUCUUAAGCUCUUCGGGAAACCUAAACUCCUUUUGCUACGAAUCCGAUCACUGGAAUGUGUUAAUGGUGUUCCGAUUGAUUUUGUCGAACUACAGUCGCAAGAUGGAGGGAGGAGAGCUGACGAGGGGAGAGGUGUUGUCCUUACUGGUUCGACUGGCAUUUGCAACAGCAGCUUCAUACUUCACUGUGAAGCUCCUUGUCUCUGCUAUGGAUCCGACGUCCAAGCAGAAAAAGGAUGCGAAGCGAAAGGCUCAAGAAGUACUGCAAAGACUUGGAAUCAAAGAAAGAGUAUCUUUAAGUGAAUAUGAAAUGAUGAUUGCCAGUCAGCUUGUUGAGCCUUCCCGCAUGACUACCUCAUGGAGUGAUGUAGCUGGUCUGUCCUUCAAGUUUAUACGUGAAACUGCGGUGAAACGAGUCAUUCUCCCUAUUCAGCAGCGUAAUCGACUUCAGUCAUCUAAGUUAAUUCAACCACCUAAAGGUAUUACUUAUGACACCGAAGUUUUCUGUUAUUUUUAA
This is a messenger RNA of Macrobrachium nipponense, 652 nucleotides long. RefSeq names its product outer mitochondrial transmembrane helix translocase-like. The transcript is spliced from 3 exons. Lineage: Eukaryota; Metazoa; Arthropoda; Malacostraca; Decapoda; Palaemonidae. The coding region runs from base 200 to 652 and encodes 150 amino acids. The record is from RefSeq and is a predicted model, not a curated record.